Molecule: messenger RNA, 3121 nt
Organism: Anarrhichthys ocellatus (wolf-eel)
Lineage: Eukaryota; Metazoa; Chordata; Actinopteri; Perciformes; Anarhichadidae
Gene: sdad1
Product: SDA1 domain containing 1
Exons: 22
Coding region: 921-2981 (686 amino acids)
Biological process (GO): ribosomal large subunit export from nucleus; ribosomal large subunit biogenesis
Cellular component (GO): nucleolus
Source: RefSeq, a predicted model, not a curated record
GAAGGCAUGUUUUAACGUGACAUUGAAAGAGUUGAUUUACACAUCCCAAAGGUAUUAACAUGUCAUUCUGAUUCUUUUAGAAUUGCAGAUGUGCACUAAACCUUGCCCAUUAUUGUAAUGUACUUUCAUUCAGCUUGGACUGUAAUGCGUUAUAUUCAUCUCCAAGCCGAGGGGACAUACACCAGAAGUAAACUUCUCAUGCUCCCUCAAAACAAACACCUUCAUGCCCAUUUCUUUCAGUUGGUGUGGAGCUCUAACUUCAUUUUCUUUACCGUAGUUAGUUGCAGAGUUCAUAAACAUACACUUUUUUUUUUUUAUUGAAACACCUAUUGCACGCACAGAAAAAUCCCAACAAUAUACAUACAUACGGUUUGUAAACACUUCAGGAAUAAUAAGUAUUUCAUUGGGUAAUUAAGCAUUGAGUCGGUUUUGUUCUUUCUCCACACAUACAACUAAAAGGCCAUGCUGGCGGUACAGAUGUGAUGAUCAUUAAACACAAAAAACAUAGGAAGGAUAAAAAAUUGAGAAAACAAAACAUUGCUAUUUUUGGAUACCACUCUGCAAAAAUAAAGUGAAUUUUGUCCUGAAGGUGGCACCAGAGGUACCGGCAUGCUUUUACAAGAAAGGUUUAUCCGCUGCAGGUGGCAAUUUAAUCUCAUGUUCAGCUUUAGAUAGAAUGCUCUCAGCACAUCAUUAUGCAUUUAAAAUCAUUUAAACGUCCAAGAACAGCAGCGCAUAAAUAAAUAUCAACAAUAUGGUCAACAAAGUCACUCUUCAAUAAAAGCGGAAGUGACGAAAUAUGACCGGAAGUAACUGCCACUGCAAUUAAAUGGCAGCCUACACAUUUGCCACGCUUGCCCUGUAAACCGCUGCUUUUCUUAGUUUUCUCUCUACUUACUGGCAAAGACCCCUCUUCAAACAUGUCCGGGCGAAACAACAACAAGCUGCCGAACAAUUUGCCACAGCUGCAGAAUCUUAUAAAAAGAGAUCCACAGUCAUACGCAGAUGAGUUUCAGCAGCAGUACCGACACUACCAGUCCAACAUGCAGAUCUUCAAACUGCAGCCUGACAAGCCGAACAAGGAGCUGGCAGAGCUUGUCAUGUUUCUCGCCCAGGUUGGCCAAUGCUACCCGCAGCAGCUGUCCACCUAUCCACAAGAGCUGUCUGGGUUAUUAAUGAGUCACCACACAAUGAUAGAGUCAGACCUAAGAAUGACUUUCUGCAAAGCGCUGAUUCUUUUGAGGAACAAAAAUCUAAUCGACCCCACCAGCCUCCUGGAGCUCUUCUUUGAGCUGCUGCGAUGUCACGACAAACUUCUCAGAAAGACACUGUACACACACAUUGUGGCAGACAUCAAAAACAUCAAUGCCAAGCACAAAAACAACAAAGUUAACACAACGUUACAGAACUUCAUGUACACCAUGCUGAGAGACAAUAACCCCCUGGCAGCAAAGAUCUCUUUAGACGUAAUGGUGGAGCUUUACAAGAGAAACAUAUGGAAUGAUACCAAAACAGUUAAUGUCAUAACUACAGCGUGCUUCUCCAAGGUUACAAAGAUCGUUGUUGCCGGUCUUAAAUUCUUUCUGGGCAAAGAUGAGGAUGAGAAAAAUUCAGAUGAUUCAGACUCGGAGGCGGAGGGACCAUCAGUCCGAGACGUGAAGGUGAGAUACUCCACUGGCAAGAAAACCUCCAAAAACAAGAAGAAGAUGGAAAAGGCGAUGAAAGUCCUCAAGAAACACAAGAAAAAGAAGAAGGUGGAAGUGUUCAAUUUCUCUGCUAUUCAUCUCAUUCAUGAUCCGCAAGAUUUCUCUGAGAAACUCUUGAAGCAGUUGGAAGCCUCUAAAGAGCGCUUCGAGGUGAAGAUCAUGAUGAUGGAGUUCAUAUCCAGACUGGUUGGAAUCCACGAGCUCUUCCUCUUCAACUAUUAUGCCUUUAUUCAGAGGUUUCUACAGCCCCAUCAAAGAGAGGUGACAAAGAUUCUCCUGUGUGUGGCCCAGGCUUCCCAUCAACUCGUCCCACCAGAGAUCAUCGAACCCGUAAUCAUGACCAUCGCCAACAACUUUGUGACGGAGAGAAACUCUGGGGAGGUCAUGACUGUGGGCAUCAACGCCAUCAAAGAAGUGACAGCCCGCUGUCCGCUCGCCAUCACUGAGGACUUGCUGCAGGACCUGGCUCAGUACAAGAUCCACAAAGACAAGAAUGUGAUGAUGUCUGCCAGAGGACUGAUCCAGCUCUUCAGGAGUCUUAAUCCACAGAUGCUGCACAAGAGGGACAGGGGGAGACCCACAGAAGCAUCGACAGAGGCCAAGAUCAAAGACUACGGAGAGCUGGAGGCUAAAGAUUACAUUCCUGGAGCUGAAGUCCUGGAGGUGGAGGAGGGGAACAAAGAGGGAGAGGAAGGCGGAGAUGGCUGGGAGAGCGCCAGUAUGAGUGGUGAUGAUGAAGAUGGGGAGUGGGUGGAUGUUCACCACUCGGCGGAUGAAGAAACAGGAGAAAUGGCGGAGAAGCUUCAGAAUAUGCCAGUCGAGGAAAGGAAAGCCAAAGCAGCAGCGGUCAGCGGCAGCAGGCUCCUCACUCAAGAUGACUUCAAGAAGAUCCGUCUGGUCCAGCUGGCUAAGGAGGUCAAUGGUGCACCAGGCAAAGGCCAGAAGAGGACAAAUGUGGACCUCGAAGAAGAGGACAACAGAGGGGAGGUGCUGACUUUGAGGAACAUUGAGAAACUGCAUAAGAAACCAAAGGCAGACAAGGAAACGCGCCUGGCAACAGCAAUGGCGGGACGGCCCGACCGCAAGGAUUUUGUCAAAAAGCAUACCAAGCUGAACCCACACGCCGGCACCAGCAACAGGGAGAAGAGGAAGACGAAGAACUUCAUGAUGAUGAGACACAGUCAGAAUGUCAGAACAAAAGGCAAACGCUCCUUCAGAGACAAACAGAUUGCUCUACGGGAUGCGCUCCUGAAAAAGAAGAAGCAGUACAAGUAGGACACACGGACAUAAUGUUAUAUUUGCUUCGUGGUGGCCAUCGCACGGUGACAGUGACAAAUAAUAUUGAACUUCAAGUAGCUUGCUGGUGAACUGCAUACAUUUACUCUGCUCUGAAAUAAAACAUUUUUGGAUAAUUA